Messenger RNA from Entelurus aequoreus (snake pipefish), 5657 nucleotides. RefSeq names its product TBC1 domain family, member 2 (gene tbc1d2). Bases 598 to 4257 code for a protein of 1219 amino acids. The record is from RefSeq and is a predicted model, not a curated record. NCBI's taxonomy places the organism in Eukaryota, Metazoa, Chordata, Actinopteri, Syngnathiformes, Syngnathidae. The transcript is spliced from 17 exons.
AUUAAUGUGAUAUUUUACUGCUAAAAUAUGAUAUUGUUAUCUAAGAGGGAAUCAAGUUUCUUUCCACUCGUGAACCACAACACUUUCUUCAAAUUAGCAAAACAAAUCAUUGUAUGUGUUUGUUUUUGUGUUCGAUCGGUUUUUAUUCAAGGAAAUCAGAUGCAUUGUUUUAUUGUGAAAAUGCCACUAUUCUUUUGAAAAAAGGAAGUGACAUUCCCUAAUCAUCUGGGCGUGUUGACAGCCGAGCCGCGACGCCGCAGAGGAACCUGGACUCUAGUCUGAAGAAGGACUAGCGGGAAGGAACAGGAAGUGGUGAAGAAGUUAGAAAGAGAAGAAGAAGUCCAAUAAAGAAGACACUAAGAAGAAGAAGAAGUGGACAACAGGAAGUCAAGAAGAAGAAGUGGACAACAGGAAGUCAAUAAGAAAAGGUACUGAAAAAGAGGAAUUUAAAAAAAAAAAAAAAGAAGUAAACAAGAAGAAUUAAACAAGAAGAAGUAAACAAGAAGUAUUACAGAAAAAGAAGAAGUAAACAAGAAGAAGUAAACGACCACUCGGCAGGAAACACCGUCUCUGCCGCUUCCUGCCCCUUUCCAACAGAUGCAUCAACAGGCUGUGAUGUCAUUGUCUGACUUAGAACAGCACGUCUGCAAGCCUGUGAUCCAGAAUCCCGCAGACCCCCAUGAAACCCACCACCUUCCACCAGAGUCCCAUGAGAUGCAGCAGAAUCCCACGGUGACCCACGAGAGUGUCGCAGAGGCCCAUGAAACCGACGAUAGUCCAUCUGCCCACCUCCUAAGUCCUACCAAGACCGACGAAACCAAGCCGCGUCCAGUAAAGACCCACCACAGUGCCACAGAAACCCAUAAAACUGACCACAAUCUACCAGAGACCCUUGGGAUGCAACAGAAUCUCCACCAGAUUCCCUUACAGACCCAUGAUACCUACCAUAGUCCGUCAGCCCACCUCCUAAGUCCUACCAAGACCGAUGAGACCAAUCCAAGUCCCGUAAAGAACCACCAGAUGCCCACAAAGAUCCACUUGGAGACCCAUCAGAUUUCCUCAAAGACCCACGAAACCUACCAUAGUCUGUCAGCCCACCUCCUAAGUCCUACCAAGACCGACGAAACCAAGCCGAGUCCAGUAAAGACCAACCAGAGUGCCACAGAAACCCAUAAAACUGACCACAAUCUACCAGAGACCCUUGAGAUGCAACAGAAUCUCCACCAGAUUCCCUUACAGACCCAUGAUACCUACCAUAGUCCGUCAGCCCACCUCCCAAGUCCUACCAAGACCGACGAGACCAAGCCGAGUCCCGUAAAGACCCACCCGAGUGCCACAGAAAUGUAUGAGACCCACAACAAUCCACCAGAGACACGUGAGAUGCACCACAAUCCCAUGGAGACCCACCAGAUUCCAUCAAAGACCCACCACAGUCUUUCAGUGAGUCCUGCCAAGACCUAUGAGAGUGACCCCAGCAGGAGCCCUGGAGAAGAAGCCCUAAUCAAAUCCAACCAUUCUCAAACAGAAAAGGAGGAACACAAAGCAGAAGAAGAUUGCGCGUCAACAAAUAAAUCAUGUUUAGUUGCAGAAUGUUUUCAUCAUGGAGAAAUGGAAGGUACCACUCGGGCCUUUUCAGCACUGCCAACAAAGUCUGCUGAAGAUGAGAACAAGGCCAGCAGUCCACCUGUGACACAUCCCGUCACGACUCGUGAUUCCCAGCAGCCGCCCGCCCACUUCUCAGCUUCUUCGUCUUCAGGUGAGCCAAAACUUUGUGGCUAUUUGCAGAAGCAGGGCGGGCCUCUGCGUGGAUGGAAGCGGCGCUGGUUCACCUGCGAGGAGAAGAGGAACCAGCUCUUCUACUACCGCACGCCACAGGACCUCAGGCCUCUCGGCCGAGUGGACCUCGGCGCCGCCACCUUCACCUACCCCUUGAAGGCGGAGGCGGGCACCUUCCACAUCAAGACGCCCGAGCGCACCUUCAUCCUGAAGGCGGUGACGCAGGAGCUGAUGCAUUAUUGGUUGCAGCAGCUGCAGGUCAGACGCUGGCAGCACCGACAGAUCGCCUCCUGCUGUGACUCCACUAACAACACGGCAGAUUGUGCAGAUGACUUCCUGCCCUUGCUGAAGACCCCCGUGGGUCUGGUGGGUGAGGAGGCCGCCAGCGUGGCCCCUCAAAGGACGCCGCUCGCCAACAUGUCCAUCAAGCAUCCUUUCAUCGAGAUCCAGAACUCUGUGCACAGUCUACGUAAGAGGUCUUCUCAAGAGUGGACUCACAGUGUCUUUUACGUCCAAGACCCAGCCCUGGACCAAGUGGACUCUGCCGCUAACGUGGGACAGACAGUGCAGGACAGAAGAAGACACCCUCUACUGGACAGGAAGAAGAAUUGUGAGACAGUCCAGAUGUCAUCAGAUCAGAUGUCCCGCCUCCAGCAAGACAAAGAAAUUCUGAUGGAGGAGGUGAAAGCCCAGAAGGAGCUGGUGUGGCUUCUCCACAAAGCGUUGGAGGCGGCUCAGCUGGAAAAAGGAACAUGUGCUGACUUUGUGGCGGCCGAGGAUGAGCAAGAGCGAUUGGAGCCGCCGCACCGCCGCCGCCAAACGGCCGACCUGCUGAGCCGCCUGGAAGAAGCCAAGAUGGCGGCCGAGGCGACCAGGCGGAGCCUAGCUGAGCGAGACCUGCAGGUGUCCCAGCUGCAGGAGCAAAUGAACAUGCUGAUUGAGAAGGCCAACGCCAAACAGGAGGUGAUCCUCAAGCUCUCCAAUCAAGUGGCCGCAUGCACGUGCAACCCACUACGCUCCGCGGACUCCAUCAGACAGCUGCAGCAACACGUGGAGAACCUGAAGGAUGACAUUGAGGCCUACAAGACUCAGAACAAGUUUCUAAACUCCGAGAUAUACCAGCUGACCAAAUUGUGGCGGAAGAGCUCAGGGCAGGAGCGAAGUCUGAUGGUGAAGUGUGCCCACCUGGAGGCACGUGACUGCCAGGCUGAGAGUCGCUACCUCGGAGGCCUGCAGAAGCUACAGGAGAACAGGAGUCUGGAUCCGGACCAGCGGCAGACCAUCCAAAAGAUGAUUGAGGACGCUCUGAAGGAGGAGACGAAGGAUGUCCCACCCAACACAAACAGUGACCACGACAAAUACGGCUUCAAAAUCAUUCCCGACUACGAAGUGGAAGACGUGAGACUUCUGGCUAAGAUCCAGGCGCUGGAGAUGCGCUCACAGAACCUGAUGCACGAGGAAAGUCGAGAGCGCCCCCUGCUGAGUCGCUGGGCCCAGUAUCUUGGUGGCAGGUUGGAUGACGACCUGCGAACGUCACCGGAGCUCAAGGGUCUGCUACGUGCUGGUGUUCCUUUUGAGUACCGCCAGCGGAUUUGGCGCUGGGUGGUCCGGGCCAGAACCAAGAGCAUCAGAGAGCGUCACCCAUGUCUGUACCAAGAGUUCUGUGACAAGAGUCGCACGUGUCCUCAUCCAGUCUCUAGACAGAUCCAAAUGGACCUUCAUCGGACUCUGACCAACAACCAGAAUUUCUCUUCACCAUCAAGCCCCACCCACCAGCAGCUGCAGCGCAUCCUGUUAGCUUUCUCCUGGCAGAACCCAAGCAUUGGCUACUGCCAGGGACUCAACAGGUUGGCGGCCAUCGCUCUGCUCGUCCUCCAGAAUGAAGAAGACGCCUUCUGGUGUCUGGUGUCUGUGGUGGACACCAUCAUGCCUCAGGACUACUACACCAAGAACCUGGUGGCCUCGCAGGCGGACCAGCACGUGUUUAAAGACAUCCUGCUGGAGAAACUUCCUCGGCUGGCGGCGCAUUUUGAGCUUCACGGAAUCGACGUGUCUCUCGUUACCUUCAACUGGUUCCUGGUGGUUUUCGUGGAGAGUCUUCCCAGUGACAUCCUGCUGCCUCUGUGGGAUGCCUUCUUGUAUGAGGGCACCAAGGUGAUCUUCAGGUACGCUCUGGCUCUCUUCAAGUACAAAGAGGAUGACAUCCUGAAGAUUGACGACAGCACGGACAUCUACCAAUACCUCCGCUUCUUCACCACGACGGUCUCUGACGGCAGGAAGUUGAUGGCCAUCGCCUUCGGAGACAUGAACCCCUUCCCCGGCCGCCUGCUGAGGAACCGGCGAGCGUACCACUUGGAGCGUCUGCUAGCAGAGCUGCAGGAGCUGGAGGAGCAGCAGAGGAGCUUCCAGGCGCUCAGCACCAAGCGGAAAGACCAAGAACUGGACAACAUGGCCAGCGAGGAUGAUGAGGAGCUAAGUUAAGUCUCAGCUGGGUUCUAAGUGUUGAGCUUCUACACUUCUCAGUACACUUCACCUCCACCUUCCUAAGUGUUUCAAUCACUUCUCAGUACACUUCACCUCCACCUUCCUAAGUGUUUCAGUCACUUCUCAGUACACUUCACCUCCACCUUCCUAAGUGUUUCAAUCACUUCUCAGUACACCUCACCUCCACCUUCCUAAGUGUUUCAAUCACUUCUCAGUACACUUCACCUCCACCUUCCUAAGUGUUUCAAUCACUUCUCAGUACACUUCACCUCCACCUUCCUAAGUGUUUCAAUCACUUCUCAGUACACUUCACCUCCACCUUCCUAAGUGUUUCAAUCACUUCUCAGUACACUUCACCUCCACCUUCCUAAGUGUUUCAAUCACUUCUCAGUACACUUCACCUCCACCUUCCUAAGUGUUUCAAUCACUUCUCAGUACACUUCACCUCCACCUUCCUAAGUGUUUCAAUCACUUCUCAGUACACUUCACCUCCACCUUCCUAAGUGUUUCAAUCACUUCUCAGUACACUUCACCUCCACCUUCCUAAGUGUUUCAAUCACUUCUCAGUACACUUCACCUCCACCUUCCUAAGUGUUUCAAUCACUUCUCAGUACACUUCACCUCCACCUUCCUAAGUGUUUCAAUCACUUCUCAGUACACUUCACCUCCACCUUCCUAAGUGUUUCAAUCACUUCUCAGUGCACUUCACCUCCACCUUCCCAAGUGUUUCACUACACUUCACUUCUACCUUCCUGAGACACAUGUAACACGACACAUGUUACAUGUGUCCUGUUACAUGUAUGAUACAUGUGUCAUGUUACAUGCAUGUAACAUGACACAUGAAACACAUAUGACACAUGUAACACACGUGCAUGUAACAUGGCAUGUAACAUAACACAUGUAACAUGACACAUGUGGCAUGUUACAUGUGUCAGGUUACAUGCCAUGUUACAUGUGUGUGUUACAUGUGUCAUGCUACAUGUGUCAUGCUACAUGUGUCAUGUUACGUGUGUUACAUGUGUCAUGUUACAUGAGUCAUGUUACAUGAGUCAUGUUACAUGUCAUGUUACGUGUGUUACAUGUGUCCUGUUACAUGUGCCAUGUUAUGUGUGUUACAUGUGUCAUGUCACAUGUGUCGUGUUACAUGUGUCAUGUUACGUGUCAUGUUACAUGUGUGUCGAAUGUGUCAUGUUACAUGUGUCAUGUUACAUGUGUGUCACAUGUCUCAUGUUGCAUGUGUGUCACAUAUGUCAUGUUACAUGUGUGUCAUGUUAAAUGUGUGUCACAGGUGUCAUGUUACAUGUGUGUUACACGUCUCAUGUUGCAUGUGUGUCACACGUGUCAUGUUGCAUGUGUGUCACACGUCUCAUGUUACAUGUGUGUCACACGUGUCAUGU